GCGCUGAUACCAGCCAUACAUUUAUGUACUCGGACAGCAAAAUAAGAUCUACGAUGAGAGUUGGCUCCCUUUCCUCCAGAUAACCCCGCAGCCACCGGCCCAUUCCGAAGAGAGAGCGACGCCAUCUAGAUAGUUACCCCGCAUCUCCGCACUCUCACUGCGCCUACCAGUAUAGUACUCCUCAGCGAGCAACAAGUCCGUGUCCAGAUCCCUUGACCGUACUUGCAGCCAGCCAGUGCUGACUGACAUCUCCCCGCCAGCCCAUCCAUCCGAUCCAGCGCCAUGGCAUCAUCGAACCUCGCCCUGGGCGCGAUAGAGAUCUACACGACCUGCCUCCGCGGGUACACCAUCGUGACAGCGGCACUAACAGAAUCCGAUGACCAGCAGCUGCUGUACCAGCGGAUGCGCACGCAGCGCGCCCGUCUCACCGUGUGGGGCGAGAAUUGGGGGAUCGAUCCGCACACGGCGGCCGCAUCGCGACACCACCCGCGGUACUCGAGCACCGGGAAACUGCAGUCUCACCUCGAGAGCGGCAUCCGCACCGGGAAUGAGAUCCUCGAUACGCUGAAUGCCAUCGCGGAUCUGUUUGUCAAUGGCCGUGUGCUCCAUGACGCCUAUGGCCUGGCAAAGAUCGCGGAGGCGCAGGAGAGACGCGAGCUGAGGGAUCCCGAUGUGGCGGAUAUCGCGCUGAAUGGCAUCAGUCGCCUCCCCAUGUCGAAGCUCCGGCUGGAUAAGAAUCGUCUCGCUAUCGAUUAUCUUGGCCACUGUCGCUGGAUCAUCCACGACCCCUCACGCUUCGAGAUACUCCUCGAACGGCUCCGUCACCACACGGAUGAUCUCUACAACCUCUCGCCGCCGCAAUCCCGCGAGAUGAUGGACCGCGCUCUGGUCGCGGAGCUCCUGGCGGGCCACAGCCACGUGCAAACCCUGCUGCACAUACACAACGCCGCCGCCGACGACGCGGCCGACCGCUCCCCUCCGACCAAAGGCUUCUUCUCCGACUCGUACAUGACGCUCUCGCAAGCCGCCAAACUCCGUGCGCGCGCCCACAUCGACCCCUUCCUGCGCCGGCGUCUCAUCCGCCCGCCCACAGUCCUCGUCCGGGAGGACUUCGUCCUGCACCCGACGACCACCUGGAACGCCAGCAACUCAGCGUGCCUCGCCACAACUGCCCACCUCCCCGAGCGCCUGGUACUGAUUGAGUUCUCGUCCUACCUAGUCGCGAAGCGCCCCCAGCGCCGCCUCGAAGACAGCAUCCACAGCCUGGCGGAGCUCCUCGCGGCGUCCAGCAAGCCGGCGGAAUUCCGCCUGCUCCCAUGCAGCGGGUACUUCCACGACGCCACGCACGGACGGUACGGCUUCGUGUACGACCUCCCCUCCUACCUUCGCCCGUCCACGCCGUCCUCCUCCCUCUCUCUCCGCCGCCCGACCACCCUUCACUCCCUCCUGCACGCGCUCCGGGACCCGAUCGAUCUCGGCGCGCGCUUCACACUGGCCAAGCAGCUCCUCGCCACGCUGCACAUCAUCCACGCGUGCGGGUUCACGCACAAGAACAUACGGCCGAGCUCGAUCCUAUUUCUAGCGGCGGAGUCGUCAGACCGCAAGGGGCCGUCGAAGUCGCGGCGGGUCGCGCUGAACAAGCCGUUCCUUAUGGGCUGGGGCGUUAAUGUCGAAGAGCCCGAUAAGGCGCAUGAACGCGAGAAGGAUCUAUACUCCCACCCGACUCGUCUGAGGUACCCCGCGAGACCGUAUAUCCCCGCCUUUGACAUCUUCGCGCUCGGGGUUGUGCUCCUGGAGAUUGGGCUGUGGCAGAGCGCGGAUAGUUUCGCGGCAGAGAUUACGGAUUUCUCCACGGAGGAGUUUAGGAAUGUGCUCAGGAAGAGGGUCGUCCCCGACCUGAGGAGUCAGUGCGGCGCCGUCUAUGAGGGCGUCGUACAGCAGUGUCUCGGCAUCAGCGGCGAGGAGGGCAGGGACCUUAAGGAGGAGAGGGAGAUGGAGAAAAUGCUCGUGUGGGAUCUGAUGAGGGGGUUGUGGGGGUGUAGUGCGUAGUCUACUAUGUAGUAGUAGUCGGAUGGUGCGCGCGCGGGUGCGGAGAUACCAUUUGAAUCUUGAUAAUUGUGUGCGAUUUACUAGGUAGAUAGCUGUUUUUGGAUUCCAACCGAUUACCGAUGCCGAUGUGUGGAUAGUACUAUAGUUGAACUCCUGUAGAAACAUGCGAUUGAGCUGUCACGUAGAAAUGCCACGCAG
Molecule: messenger RNA, 2247 nt
Organism: Tricharina praecox
Lineage: Eukaryota; Fungi; Ascomycota; Pezizomycetes; Pezizales; Pyronemataceae
Product: prion-inhibition and propagation-domain-containing protein
Exons: 2
Coding region: 283-2049 (588 amino acids)
Source: RefSeq, a predicted model, not a curated record